CUUCUCUUCAUGCUUUGAUUCUCUCUUCAAUCCUUAAUUUCGAUAUGAGUUUGAUUCAACCCAAUCAUGACGACUCAGAGAUUGGUCCGAGUAGAGAAGGAGUGGAAGCGCCACCACGAGAAGAAAGGGAGAGUGAACCAGACGGCGAACAAGACGGCGAUGGAGUUCAAGCGCCACCGCGAGAAUAAAGGGAGAGUGAACCAGACGGCAAACCAGACGGCGAUGGAGUUCAAGCGCCACUGCGAACCAAACUUGAGAGUGUAAUAGAUGAAGUUAUCCGAGAUCAAACUCAAGCGGAGCAAGGCGAAAGACAUUCAAUUGUCCCAGAUGAUGUAUAUUUUUCAACGAGUGGUGCUGCAGGUCGAGGUUCGGGUCGAGCUUCUGGUGGAGCUUCUUCACGUCGGAGGAAGAGAAAGAGAAAGAGAAAUAGAAGUGAAGAAGAUGAGUUUGAGGCUCCGGUAGAAGAACCCCCAAUUGUUGAUAGUGAGGAUGAUUGUGCAGUGUAUGGUGACAACGAUAUGGAUAAGGAUGAUGAAGGAGGUGAAGAUAAUCCUACAAAUGAAGCUGACAAUGGUGUAGGUGUUGAAGAAGAUGGUAACCUCAACAUUUAGGACGACUUCCCAGAGGCUGUUCGAGCAGAUGAUUAAGCUGGAUCCGAUGAUGAGAGUGGUGAUGAUAUUUGGGAUGAAGAUAGGAUUCCAGAUCCUCUGUCUGAUGAUGAAGAAGACCAUGAAGACAUAGAGAACGAGGAUGGAUAUGUAGCUCCUAGAGAUGUUGAAGAUCCAGAGGGUUUGCUUGCUUUGGAGAAGACUUUCAAGUCUUCAGAAGACUUCAAGCUUGCAGUCUUAAGGUACUCCUUAAAGACUAGGUAUGGCAUUAAAUUAUAUAGGUCUCAAGCUCUGAAGGUUGGUGCAAAAUGUUGUUAUGUUGAUGAGGAUGGGAUUAAAUGUCCUUGGAGAGUCUCUUGCUCAUAUGAGAGGAGGAAACAUAAGAUGCAAAUCAAGGUUUAUAUCAAUGAGCAUAGAUGUGUUAGGUCAAGGUAUACAAAGAUGUUGAAGCGGUCUUCUAUUGCUUAUUUGUUUGAGGAAAGGCUCAGAUUGAAUCGCAAGAUUACCAUGAAUGAGAUGGUUGCUGAGAUUAAACGAGAGUACAACUUUGAAGUGACUCCAGAUCAGUGUGCGAAGGCGAAGACCAAGGUUCUACAUAGUUUUAGGGCGAGCCAUGAGUCACAGUUUGAAAGAAUAUGGGAUUAUCAAGCUGAGGUAUUAAAGCAAAAUCCAAACUCCGAGUUUGAGAUAGAGACAGUACCGGGGCCAGUAAUUGGAAGCAAGCAGAGGUUUUAUCGUCUCUAUAUUUGUUUCAAAUCACAGAAAGAGAGCUGGAAACAAACUUGUAGACUGAUAAUAGGAUUAGAUGGAGCCGUUCUGAAAUGGGAUAUAAAAGGGCACCUUUUAUCUGCAGUUGGAAGAGAUGGGGAUAAUAGAAUUGUUCCUAUUGCUUUGGCGAUUGUAGAAAUAGAAAAUGAUGAUAACUAGGAAUGGUUUGUGAAGAAUCUCUCUAAGAGUUUGGGUCUUUGCACAAUGACAGAUCUAGCUAUCAUUUCUGAUAAACAACAGGGCCUAGUGAAAGCUAUACAUGGAGUACUUCCAAAUGCUGAGCAUCGACAGUGUGCAAAACAUAUCAUGGAGAAUUGGAAGAAGGACAGCCAUGAUAUGGAACUUCAACGCCUGUUUUGGAAGAUAGCUAGGGCUUAUACCAUAGGAGAGUUCAAUGCCCGCAUGGAAGCUCUUAAACAGUACAAUCCGCUAGCUUACACUUCUCUACAAGUUACUAAUCCGCAAACUUGGUCUAGAGCUUUCUUUAGAGUUGGUACUUGCUGCAAUGAUAACCUCAACAAUCUUAGUGAGUCUUGUAAUAGGACUAUUAGACAAGCUAGGAGGAAGCCUUUGCUAGAUUUUCUAGAGGACAUCCGGAGGCAAUGCAUGGUCAGAAAUGCAAAGAGAUUUAUAAUUGCAAACAGGCUGAAGACAAGGUUUACAAAGAGAGCUCAUUGUGAAAUUGAGAAGAUGAUAGCUGGGGCAGGAAAUUGUUCAAGAUACUUGGCCAUAAACAACUUCCAUGAGAUAGAUGAGAAUGAUGUUACUUAUUCUGUUGAUAUGGACAAGCGUACUUGUGGUUGCAGGAAAUGGCAGAUGGUUGGAAUCACAUGUAUUCAUGCUGCAAGUGUGAUAAUUGGAGAAAGGGAGAAGGUUGAGAACUAUGUUGUUGAGUAUUACACACAGAAGAGGUGGGUAGAGACAUAUAGAGAUGGUAUUAGGCCUGUCCAAGGGAUGCCUUUGUGGCCUAGAAUGAAUAGGUUGCCUGUUUUGCCACCAUCAUGGAGAAGAGGUAAUCCGGGAAGACCUUCUACCUAUGCUAGGAGGAAAGGUCGAAAUGAAUCUUCCUCUUCUUCAACAAACAAGAUGUCAAGGGCAAAGAGGGUGAUGACAUGUUCUAACUACAAAGAAGAAGGUCACAACAAGGCUGGUUGUAAACAUCCAACAGUUGCGAAUCCACCAAAGAGACCAAGAGGUUGACCAAAGAAAUAUGAAGAAGUAGAAGCUUCACAAGGAGAUGGUUCACAAGCUUCACAAGGGCAAGGAGCAUCACAACCUCAAAGAGCAUCACAACCUCAAAGAGCAUCACAACCUCCUAGAGCAUUGCAAAGACAACCUCCUAGAGCACCACAAAGACAACCUCCUAGAGCAUCACAAACAGAAGUUCAGGGAUCACAACCCCAAGGAGAAUCACAAGGAGAGCAUCACGGAUCACAACCCCAAGGAGAAUCACAAGGAGAACCUCAAGGACUUGCUCGAUUUGCUUCAUGGUUUGAGUGUUCACAACCUCAAGGUCACGGUUCCACCUAGAUUUGUGUUCUCUUGUUACCUAAUAUAUGUUGUAUGGUUUUCUCUGAACUUAAGUAAUCUAUGUUGCCUUGUUUUUUAAAAUUUCUUGAACUUAAAGAACCUACUCUGUGUAUGGUGUUCUCUUCUUUUAGGUCUUGUCUUCUUUGAACUUAAAAACCUAAUCUAUGUAUGGUGUUCUCUUCUUUUAGGUCUUGUCUGCUUUUAAUCAA
Molecule: messenger RNA, 3115 nt
Organism: Capsella rubella
Lineage: Eukaryota; Viridiplantae; Streptophyta; Magnoliopsida; Brassicales; Brassicaceae
Exons: 2
Coding region: 1581-2576 (331 amino acids)
Biological process (GO): DNA transposition
Molecular function (GO): DNA binding; transposase activity; zinc ion binding
Source: RefSeq, a predicted model, not a curated record